This is a messenger RNA of Aspergillus glaucus CBS 516.65, 1065 nucleotides long. Its product is annotated as Dcp1 family protein. Bases 1 to 1065 code for a protein of 354 amino acids. Gene Ontology annotation, cellular component: P-body. NCBI's taxonomy places the organism in Eukaryota, Fungi, Ascomycota, Eurotiomycetes, Eurotiales, Aspergillaceae. The transcript has 2 exons. Gene Ontology annotation, molecular function: enzyme activator activity; mRNA binding. The record is from RefSeq and is a predicted model, not a curated record. Gene Ontology annotation, biological process: deadenylation-dependent decapping of nuclear-transcribed mRNA; positive regulation of catalytic activity; deadenylation-independent decapping of nuclear-transcribed mRNA.
AUGGCAAGAGAGGAGGCAACCAUGACAUUCCGCAAAGCCCGCCGCCCAAACAACAACAACAAUAACCCCCGUCACAACAACAACAACAGCAACAACACCCACUACCAACCCUCCGACUACGAAUCCGACAACUACGCCAACUACCUCUCCGACGCCCAACCCUCCCAACAACAAAUCGACCAAUAUACAGACCAAGAGCAAGAAUCCACCCCCCGCCCACCCCUCCGCUCAAAUGAAGAACUCAACCUCGCCGUCCUCCGCCGCCACAACCCACGCAUCAACUCCAUCAUCUCCCUAGCCCCCUACGCCGUCGUCUACAUCUUCAACCCGGCAUCACGGCAGUGGGAGAAAAGCGGGGUUGAGGGGACGUUGUUUGUGUGUAACUUGACGCAGGGCGCGCUGGGGGAGGAGCGGUAUACUGCGUUUGUGUUGAAUCGGCGGGGGUUGAAUAAUUUUGAUAUCCCGUUGACGGAUGGGGAGAAUGUGGAGAUUACGGAGGAUUAUGUGAUUCUUAAGAGUGAUGAGGAGGCAGUUGAUGCGAAUGGGAGGAAUGGGGGUAACGGGGGGAAACCGGCUGGUGGGAAUGGUGAUGUGCGGAUCUACGGUCUUUGGAUUUACUCGGAGCCACCGCCGAACUCGACUGCGCAGACACGUACUAUUAAUGCUCAGAUGGUUCGUGAAUGUGCUGUGCAUGCUGGACAUAGUCUCCGGAUCGCCCGCGAGCGUCUCGAAGCUUCGCAGCAGAACGGACUACACAUGGCCGCUGAAGCGGCGGCGACGACAGCCGCGCCGCUCGAGGAGGUGCAGUCGAGUGUUCCGAUGGGGAGACAGGUUUCGUUGAAGGAUCUUUUCGGACAGCAGAGGGCGCAGGAUGAUGGAUGGACGGUGAGGGCGCACCAAUUCGGUAUGGAAUGGCCGCCGCAGCAAGCACCACCACAGCAAGCACCACCACAGCCGCCGAUGGGUAUGCCUCCGCCGCAGUCACAGCCGCAGCAGCAGGAUGUGUUGGGAGAUCUUUUCCGAAGAGCAGGAUUGGCGCAUCAGGGUGGUCAGGCAUAUACUUAA